Rhizophagus irregularis DAOM 181602=DAOM 197198 is the source of this 741-nucleotide messenger RNA. RefSeq lists its product as uncharacterized. NCBI's taxonomy places the organism in Eukaryota, Fungi, Glomeromycota, Glomeromycetes, Glomerales, Glomeraceae. The record is from RefSeq and is a predicted model, not a curated record. Gene Ontology annotation, molecular function: catalytic activity.
UCAUAAUCUAUAAUUAAUUUACUUUCGAUAUAACGGAUUUCUCGAUUUAACGAAUUUUUAACAAAUUUUACUAAUGGAACGGAUGGUUUCAUUAUAUCGAAUUUCACUGUGUAUUAUAUUAACUUUAUAAAAAAAAAUGUUGCAAUAUUUUUUUUCCUGUUUUACGGAUACCACACAAGAUUGUGUAUUUUGUGACCUAACUGACAAAAAGAUAGUUUAUGAAGAUGAAAGAAUUGUCGCAUUUCAUGAUAUAAGUCCGGCCGCUAAAUUACAUUUAUUGAUUAUUCCUAGAAAUCAUAUAGAUAACGUAGAUUCUUUAACACCAAAUGAUGCUCCUUUAUUAAAACAUAUGAUUGAUACAGGGAAUCAACUUCUAUCCGAAUCCGGUUAUCAAUUAUCAGAAAGAAGAGUAGGAUUUCACGUUCCUCCUUAUAAUAGUGUUCAUCAUUUACAUUUACAUUGUAUCGGCCUUCCUUAUAGAAAUAUAUUCUAUUCAACAAAAUAUACGGAAUUGGUGCAUUGGUAUUCCAGCGGUGAAAAGAUAUUGAAAUCUUUAUCAUCAUCUACUGAAUAGAACAUAGCAUGGACUUAAUUUAAUUUAAUCUUUUAAAAUUAAUAAUUAAUUUAUGGAAACAAAAUAUAGAAAAUAAUUAAAAUAAUUAAAAUAAUUAGAAAAGUAAAAAACUUUUUUUAAAAAAAAUUACAAACAAAAAUAAAGACAAUUCACAUAAUUUAUUUUUG